AUGAGGUGCCUCAUGGUGGUUCUUGCAGUCCUUACACUCUGCCAAGGCAAUCAGAUCACCAGGAUACCUCUGCACAAAGGGAAGUCUCUGCGACAAAGCUUGAAGGAGAAUGGGCUCCUGGAUGACUUUUUGAGGAAAAACCAGUAUGCAGUCAGCAGGAAGUACUCCAACUCUGGCCAUGUGGCCAGUGAGCCCCUGACCAACUACCUGGAUUGUCAGUACUUUGGAAAGAUCUACAUUGGGACCCCACCCCAGGAGUUCACCGUGGUGUUUGAUACAGGCUCCUCGGACUUCUGGGUGCCCUCUGUCUACUGCAACAGUGAUGCCUGCCAAAACCACCACCGCUUUAACCCGUCCAAGUCCUCCACCUUCCAGAACAUGGGCCAGCCCCUGACCAUCCAGUAUGGAACAGGCAGCAUGCAGGGCUUUCUGGGCUAUGACACCGUCACCGUCUCUGACAUUGUGGACUCCCAUCAGAGUGUGGGCCUGAGCACCCUGGAACCUGGCUAUAUCUUCACCUACUCCGAGUUUGAUGGGGUCCUGGGGCUGGCCUAUCCCUCUCUUGCCUCUGAAUACUCAGUGCCUGUGUUUGACAACAUGAUGCAAAGGCACCUGGUGGCCCAGGACCUGUUCUCCGUUUACAUGAACAGGAAUGAGCAGGGGAGCAUGCUCACAUUGGGAGCCACUGACUCGUCUUAUUACACAGGCUCCCUGCACUGGGUGCCUGUGACUGUGCAAAAGUACUGGCAGUUCACUGUGGACAGUAUCACCGUUGAUGGUGUGGUGGUAGCCUGUGAUGGUGGCUGUCAGGCCAUCCUGGACACAGGCACUUCCUUGCUGACUGGGCCAGGCAGUGACAUCCUAAACAUCCAGAAGGUCAUUGGAGCCACACAGGGCCAGUAUGGCCAGUUUGAUAUUGACUGCAGGAGGCUGAGCAGCAUGCCCACGGUUGUCUUUGAGAUCCAUGGCAGACAGUAUCCACUGCCACCCUCUGCCUACACCAACCAGGAGCAGGGCUCCUGUACCAGUGGCUUCCAGGGUGACAAUGACUCCCAGCUGUGGAUCCUGGGGGACGUCUUUAUCCGGGAGUAUUACAGCGUUUUUGACAGGGCCAACAACCGUGUGGGACUGGCGAAGUCUGUCUGA
Molecule: messenger RNA, 1146 nt
Organism: Orycteropus afer afer
Lineage: Eukaryota; Metazoa; Chordata; Mammalia; Tubulidentata; Orycteropodidae
Product: chymosin-like
Exons: 9
Coding region: 1-1146 (381 amino acids)
Biological process (GO): proteolysis
Molecular function (GO): aspartic-type endopeptidase activity
Source: RefSeq, a predicted model, not a curated record